AUGGCGUUGCCCCCCCUGGGGGGGCUCCGGGGGCCCCGCCGGGGCAGCCUGCCCCUGCCCCCCAAGCACCAGCUGCGGCGGGAGGCAGCGGUGGAGGAGCCGGACUCGCCCCCCGAGUCGCCGGGGGGGUCGCCGGGGGGGCCCUACCGGGUGGUGCUGGCAGGCGAGAGCGGCGUGGGGAAGACGGCGCUGGCCGGCAUCUUCGGGGGGCUGCCGGACGGAGCCCCCCGCGAGGACGAGCACCCCGCGGACACGUACGAGCGCCGCCUGUCGGUGGACGAGGAGCUCACCACCUUGAUCCUCUACGACAUCUGGGACCAGGGCGAGGCGGGCGGCUGGCUGCAGGAGUCAUGUCUGCAGACGGGCGACGCCUUCCUGCUCGUCUUCUCGGUGACCGACCGGCGCAGCUUCAGCCGCGUCCCCCAGACCCUGCUGCGCUUGCGGGAGGGGAGCCCCCACCCCGACCCCCCCGUCAUCCUGGUGGGCAACAAGAGUGACCUGGCACGCUCCCGAGAGGUAUCGCUGGAGGAGGGCCGCAGUCUGGCCGUGAUGCUGAGCUGCAAACACAUCGAGACGUCGGCCGCGCUGCACCACAACACGCGGGAGCUGUUCGAGGGGGCCGUGCGCCAGAUCCGCCUGCGCCGGCACCGGCCGGCUGGGGACGGGGGCCCGGGCCCAGGCCCGGGCGGGCGCCGAGAGAGUCUCACCAAGAAAGCCAAGCGCUUCCUCUCCAGCCUGGUCCCACGCAACGGCCGGUUCUUCAAGCAACGCUCCAAGUCCUGCAACGACCUCUCCGUGCUGUGA
This is a messenger RNA of Emys orbicularis (European pond turtle), 804 nucleotides long. RefSeq names its product RRAD and GEM like GTPase 2 (gene REM2). Gene Ontology annotation, cellular component: plasma membrane. Lineage: Eukaryota; Metazoa; Chordata; Testudines; Emydidae. The record is from RefSeq and is a predicted model, not a curated record. Gene Ontology annotation, molecular function: GTP binding; calcium channel regulator activity; GTPase activity.